Messenger RNA from Papaver somniferum (opium poppy), 2106 nucleotides. RefSeq names its product ABC transporter F family member 4-like. Bases 1 to 2106 code for a protein of 701 amino acids. The record is from RefSeq and is a predicted model, not a curated record. The transcript is spliced from 11 exons. NCBI's taxonomy places the organism in Eukaryota, Viridiplantae, Streptophyta, Magnoliopsida, Ranunculales, Papaveraceae.
AUGUCGAAACGAACAAGAACUAAGUAUGCUACUAACAGGAAUCAUCCUAGUGCCGAUAAUCCCGAACUUGUUCAAGCGAUUCGAAAUAAAACCAAGGAAGUGCAACAACAAGCUGAAGUCGAUCAUAUCGCACAAGAGGAGGAAAUGAGUCGAAUCAGGAAAAAAAAUCAAGCCGAAAAGAAAUAUAAGAAGAAAUAUGACCAUGCUACUCCUAAUCCUUUGAGACCUCGUCGAAAAGACGGUAAAAAUUUGAAUGCUUCCCACCUAAACCCAAGGGCCACGGGGAGUAAAGCCAAAGGGAUCAUCAUCAAUGACCCACCACCACAAGCGGAGCAACCAACACAUGAAGAAUCUGAUUCCGAAACACCUACUGAACAAGAAGGUUGUGACAAACAAGGUGGUGAAGAAGAAAUUCAUGAGGAAGUUAAUGAGGAACAAAGUGGUGGAAAGGAAGGUGGUGAAGAAGAAAAACGUGACAAGAAAGGUGGUGAAGAAAAAAGUGAUGAGAGUGAAGGUGAUGAAGAAGAAGGUGACAAGGAAGAUGAUAAAGAGAUAAGAGAAGUCGUUCAAGAACAAGUGCAAGACCAGGAAGUUCAACAACAAGACCAAGGAGGAGACCCUAAAGGAAAAGGGAUACCAGGUGAUGGAGGAAAUGUAUUAUGGGGUUACAAAGGCAGUUGGGCCGGCGUCGUCUACAAUACCAUAGAUCACAAGCAUGUCGUUCGUCUUAUGAAGCCAGUAACGUCAGUGAGUAAGAUGAGGCAAUGGCCACUUAUAGCUGAUGAAUCAACCAUUGGAGAAGUUCCGAAAGUGGUCGAUCUAGUCAAUUCUACGGGGUUGCUUCCUGCGGUCAACAAUUUGGGCCACCUUGAUUACGACAUACCUUUUUGUUCCGCCUUUGUCAAGAGAUACUACGCGGAAACGGAUACUUUACAUCUUCCGUUUGGAGAAAUGACGAUAACUCCAAAUGAUGCGAAGUUUAUUACCGGGCUAAGAAUAGAAGAAGCCGAUGAUGAACCAGAAGCCGGAAAUCUCAAAAAGAAGAACAAAUCUAAGAAGAAAAUUGUUUCUGAUGUUGAAGAUGAAAAAGGAGAAAGUGAUAGCGACCAAACACUGGUAAAGAUGAAAAAGAAGGCAAAGAAGGAUGCUGAGAUAAGAUUGGAAGUCUCUGAUCCUGAAGCAACCCUGUCAAGGAAGUCGCAGAGAUUAAAAGAUCAGGUGUCACCUCAAGUAUCACCUAGUUCACCUAGGCCUGAAAAACCUACUAAGGGAAAAAAGAAAGCAAAGAAUGCUGCGCCAAAGGAAGUAUUGGGUGAUGAUACAGAUAAUGAGGAUGCCGAAGAUGUGAGGCAAGCUGUUGAUCAUCAGAAGAAAAGAAAAAGACAUGAACCCAAACAAUCGAAAGACCUGAAAAGGAUGAAGAACAAGCAAAUCGAAAGAUCCAAGAGUGAAGAGGAAGAAGAAGAAGAAUCUAAUAAGCAAUGUGUUGUCUAUAAACAAGAGAACAGGGACAAGUAUGAAGAAGCAUUUCUGGAUGCGACUAAGAUCAUUGAACAAGAAACGUGUCCCCCCGAUAGUGCUGAAGCAAGAUUGCAGAUCAUUGAAGCAAAGCUAAAAGACAUGAAGCAGACUCAGGAGAGGAAUAGACAGAGUGGAGUAGACUUCAAUGAAAAUUCGUAUAAUUACGUGAAGGAAUUGCUCGUUGAUUGUGGCCACAUAGAAGUGCAGGAGGAGUCGUCAGGUGGACCUAGUGUCAAUGUAUCAUCAGCUGAGCCAAGCGACCCACUGAGCCAAAACUUUCCAAGGAAUGAGACUCUUGUUGAACUGGUAUCUUUAACUGAACCACCUACACAAGAAUCAGUGCCAGAAGUUAUCAGACUCGAUAGCCAAGAACAAACGUCUAGUCAAGGAAGAAGACGUAUGAGGGGAGUUUGUACCAAGAACAAAAUUUUCGAAGAGGUCACCAUUGAAGAAAAAGUCAUUAGUGAAGGGAAAAACAAACAAGGCAGAAGGGGAUGGGAAUCAACCAGGAAGAAAGGUAAGAAGAAUCAAGGAAAAGACAACAUGGAAUCAAAGGACAACCAGUGUACUACUCAAAGAUUGUGA